AUGGAGUUCUUUGAUUUUGACGGAGCCUCAUAUGGGUCCCAGUCGCAACUUCGUGACGAUGAUGUAGCUUCAGACAGCAGGGAUUUCGAUGAAAAUGAUGAUGCUGUUGCCAACUACAAGUCACUUCUUCUGGAUCAACCAUUGGAAUUCCCUAAUGAUUUGCUGGAGCAAGAUGUUGAACCCGCCAUCAAACAAUCCCCGGGUUCGGCCAUGGAUAACGGUGUUUAUCCCAUGGGUCGUGCUAAAGAGCCCUGUGACUUUUGCAGGAACAUGGGACUGGACUGUUUUGUUGCCAACAGGGGAGUUAUGCAAAACAGUGGAUGUACCUGUUGCAUCUCGCUGUACCGAGAGUGUAGUUUCACUCAUACCAAAGCACCCGGCAAAUUUCUGGACACAUUACACCCGAUUAAUGAGAAUACCUACAUCCCAACCGGCGGCUUAACGGGGAAGAAAGCACUUAAAUCGGCUUACGGUGCAACCUUUGUUGGCGAUGUUGAUGGUCGGGGAGCAAAAAGUAGUUCGCGACUUUCACGCGAAGCAGUCCGCAUUCUCAAGACAUGGUUAUACGAGCAUAGCGACCAUCCGUAUCCCAACGAACAAGAGAAAGAUGAAUUGAAGCAGCGUACAGGGCUGAAGCGGACCCAAAUUUGCAAUUGGUUAGCCAAUGCCAGACGGCGUGGUAAAGUUCGUCCCGUUCCACGCAGCAGCUCUCCGGUUCCCGGUGCUAUGGAUAUCCCGAGGCAACAACAGCUGGAUAUACAUCUCAUGACUCCACUUGAGCGUUGGAAGCACUCCCCUCCUGAAAACGAACCUGCUGCCACAUCUGAUAUUCUCCGAGCCUUGGUGAACACACCUUUAAAUUCUGCUCGGCAGCGAUCGUCUCAAUCGAGUCACGUGCGUUCCCAUUCUCGGAAGACUGGGUCAAGCAAUGACUCAAGCCAUGGCAACUCAAAUAUAUUCCGUGCCCCUUCCAUUAGUAGCUUAGAGACAAGUCGGUCAGCCACUCAUUCAUCUAUAUCUGACCUGUCAUUUGCCUCCGCCUUCUCCCAUAGAUCCUCAUUGGGGUCAUUCGGUUCCAUGGACCGAAAGGAUCGUCGCCGCCGCCGUAAAGCCCCAGCACCCAUGAACACUUUCAAUCAACAAAAGACUCGCAGCACUCGUAUCUACCAGUGUACCUUCUGUGCCGACUCCUUCCAGACCAAGUAUGAUUGGCAACGACAUGAGAAAUCGCUGCACUUAGCUUUGGAGAAGUGGACCUGCUCGCCUCACGGAGGUGUCGUUUUCAUGGACGGCGCAAACCGUUGUGUAUUUUGUAUGGCGGCCAAUCCUGACAACGACCAUCUUGAAUCGCACAACUUCAGUACAUGCCAAGAGAAGUCCCCUUCUGAGCGAGCCUUCUAUCGGAAGGACCACCUCAACCAACAUCUGAGGUUGGUUCAUGACGUCAAGUUCCAUCCUUCAAUGGAUAAAUGGCGAAGUAAUACCUGCGAGAUAAGGUCGCGGUGCGGAUUCUGUACAACUAUUCUCACAACGUGGAAAGACCGAGUUGACCAUCUAGCUUCCCAUUUCAAGAGUGGUGCCGACAUGACUCAAUGGCAGGGAGACUGGGGUUUCGAUCCCGAUGUCGAAAACUUGGUCGAGAACGCGAUGCCCCCGUACCUCAUUGGCCAGGAAAAGUUCACAUUGGAUCCUUACAAACCUUCGCGCGCUACAGGGCAGUCACCGAGCUUGACAGUGCCGGGAGACGCUAACUGCUAUGAGCGUCUCCAGCGCGAGCUUAUGGUUUAUAUACAUAACCGCAUGGCCGCCGGUGUUACCCCAACGGAUCAGAUGCUGCAAGAUGAAGCCCGGCGCAUCAUUUAUGAAAAUGCCGAUCCUUGGAACCAGACCUGCGCGGAUAACCCAGUCUGGCUUGGAGUUCUUAAACGUGUCGCUGGACUUGAAGACGUUCCGGGCUCAGAGCAUGUUCAAUUCGCUAACUUGGGAAUGCAACCGCCUUAUGCUGCCCAAGGUGGUCUAAUGCGCCCGCCCGUUGAGACCAACUCCGUAGCUCGAAGCAUAUUUCAUCGUUAUCCCUUCAGCCAAAGUCACUCUGGCUCUGGAUUCCAAAGUCCCGCUUUCCCAAGCACUGGUCGGUCCUCAGCGGCAGCGAGCGUUCCAGGGAGCUCAAACGGUAGCUAUGCCGGUAGCUUUGGAAUGGUAGCCCCGGUGACACAUUCUGGCUUAUCCACUGAUUGGGGAAGCAGCCUCUCAGCUGGGGUCUCAUCGUUUUCGACGCCUAUGAGCGGUUCAGUGGAUCCGUUUGUGCAAAUGGGAUUUGAUCCUGAAUUCCUGCAGCAGCUGAAUAACCGUUAUGAGGAGUUGGAUUUGGAUGACCUACAAGGAUUAGAAUUAGGGGGAGACAAUCGGCAUGAGGGUGACCUCCUACCUGGAAGGGACGAAAGUAAAGUGGACACUUUGCCCGGCUCUAAUGUCGGGUCUGCACCCAUUCCUAUCCCCAGCCCAAAACAGACGGAUGUUUUGAUGGCCGAUGCUGUUCCUUAUCAAGGGCCACAAUCACCAGGCAAUGGUGGUUUCUGA
Aspergillus bombycis is the source of this 2580-nucleotide messenger RNA. RefSeq names its product putative homeobox and C2H2 transcription factor. The transcript has a single exon. Lineage: Eukaryota; Fungi; Ascomycota; Eurotiomycetes; Eurotiales; Aspergillaceae. Gene Ontology annotation, biological process: regulation of DNA-templated transcription. The record is from RefSeq and is a predicted model, not a curated record. Bases 1 to 2580 code for a protein of 859 amino acids. Gene Ontology annotation, molecular function: DNA binding.